Messenger RNA from Babjeviella inositovora NRRL Y-12698, 635 nucleotides. RefSeq lists its product as uncharacterized. The record is from RefSeq and is a predicted model, not a curated record. The coding region runs from base 243 to 569 and encodes 108 amino acids. The transcript has a single exon. Lineage: Eukaryota; Fungi; Ascomycota; Pichiomycetes; Serinales.
GGGUAUAGGUGUGUUUUUGUACGAGCCGUGGGGUUUCGUGGAAACAUCCUAAAGGCUCUUCGCUUUCGCGAAUUACGUAUCGCGCAAGGCGACCGAGCCGUGAUUUAGCGGAGUAGGUCUUUUAGGAAACUCAACUUCAGGUGCGUAAAUCGUUCUAUAUAAAAUAUGUGAUAAAAACCUUUUUGCAAAUUUACACGUUGGGUCGGCGAUUUCUAGCUCUUUUUUCAAAAUGAGGGGUGAGGAUGAAUUACCUUCCUAUUUCUUGUCUAAGGAUUGCUGAUAAUUCGGUGGAGAAUUAUGUAUUACAAGUUUAUUGCGUAUCCUUCAUGGUUGGUGAGACCCAUUAUAGGCCCCCUUUUCAUUCCACUCUUCACUUUGUGCAGCAUCGCCUACAUAUUUCAUUUUAUGCAUGUCAAAAACGACCCAUUUUGCUGGUUCAAACUCUUUCCUUACAUUUCAAUAUAAGACACGAAUCUCCACGACCCAUUCUGAGUAAUCGCUGCUUCAUUAGUUCUCUCCCGGGUAUAUACUGCUUCUACCUCUCGAACUUAAUUAUCGAUUACAAGUGAAUGUGGUUGAUGAUUAGUAUAAUACAUGCCAUUUAUUAAUACAUUAUCCACUAUCACACCCUUACU